AUCAAGUGGGUACGAGCCAUCGAGCAGUGUAUUCGAGCGAACACCCACUUGGCCUAGUACUCCUCAUUGAAUAACUUCGUCCAGUUGGAAUCGUCCAUGUUCGCACUAGUAGCUCAAUUUUCGCUCGAUGUUAAUCAGCCGGUCAAGUGUGGGUGUUCGCUCGAACUGGUUAUCCGCUCGAACUGUUGCCAUAGUUUUGUUUUUGUGGUAACGCUUAGCGAAAUUUGAUGUAAGAUAAGAGACAUGUUAUUAAACGUUUUCAUUUAAAAAAGUUUUUUUGUAGGCGGCAGAAUAAAACAGCGCACUCAUGGCAGUGUACUUUGACCAUAGAGUUCAGACAAUAGCUGGUAGUCAGGUGGAUAUAUCCUGGCACAACACGCAACCUUUUCUUGCUGUCGCUACAAGAACCGAUGGGGGUGGGGGCACUGUUAAACUCUACAAUGAAGAGGGUGAUGAGGUUGAGAACGCAUGUGUUCAACGAUCCUGCGGCUCAUCCUCCUUAAGUUGGCACCCAGUCAAACCAAUUUUUGCCAGUGGUUGGGAGUCUGGUGAUGUCCUCGUGUGGAACGACGAGUCUAAAGAACUCUACGAAGCACCUGCUUUACACAAAAAAGAAGUGUGUCUUGUUGUGUGGAAUGACCAUGGACAGAGACUCAUGACAGGAGAUAAGAAUGGAGAUAUUGUAAUAUGGAAGGUAGACAUGAAAGGUCGUAUACAGCCGACCCCAGUUUGUCAAUACGAAUGCCAUCAAAUACCACGGCAGUGUAUCUUCCGACCAACUUCGGAGGAAAGUGCUCAGGAUAAAGCAGCACUGGCACGAGCGGCUGUCAGUGGCGAUGAGAGGGCGCUAGACAUGUUCUCAUGGCGUAAGGAAAGCAGCAAAUCUUCUAAGCUUUCCAGUGGUAACGACGGUUUGUGUUGUUACGUUGCUAGUGAGGACGGUGAUGUUAAUUAUUUUGAUGAAAAGGGAAAUUUGUUCAAUGUACAUAAGUGUGAUGGACCAAUCAAGAAGCUACUUUACAAUGAGCAUCGUAACAUCCUAGUCAUCAUCACCGAUGCCCUGAUGCUCUCGCAGCAUAGUGUCUUAAGCGAUGGCAAGUUACAGGAGACGAUGAAGGUGAAGUUAAGUGGUAAGCCACCAGACACUGAUUGUGCCAUAGUUUGGGCUGGCAAGGGUCUACUUGCCACAGCUACUGGAGAGGGCAUUGUUCGUAUGUGGGAUCUCGAUAAGGACGAUAACUUUGUGCUGGGAUUGGAUACUCAAUCGGGAUUUGAGACUGGAGAAUGUAUCAAUUGUGUUGCCUACUGUAAGAAUAAAGCAAUUCUAGCUGCUGGAACUGACAGGGGCCGUGUAGCCUUUUGGAAGUACUCCCCCAAUCGUGGUUUGAUGGGCCGCAAACAGGACAGUGAGACAAAAUGGAAGCUGCAGAAAGCAUCCAACUUGGAGGGAAGUAUCCUUCAGAUAAAAUGGGGAAGUAGGAAGAAUCUCCUGGCAACCAAUACCAUCGACCAAGUUACUAUUUUGGAUGAACAGCUUAUGAGUGGACAUAUGAAAGAUGAGGUAUGUGUUGUACAGACUGGACCUAAUACUCUGUCUGUGGAUUUAUAUGCAAGCAAGACACACCAUAAUGUGAAAACAGAUAUACAUGUGAAAGGCAUUUAUGCUUCAAAGGAGCAUGUCGUGAUCUGGAAUGGUAGGAAAGCAGUGGUUUAUGAAGUAGGGCAACAAGCUGUCCGGGCAUCAGGUACAUUUUCUACUGAGUCUUCAGUUAUUUGUUUAUAUGAGCAAAAUGUUUACACAACUGAGCCAGGCAAAAUACAAGUCAGAACUUUCCAGGGCACAGUGAAGCAGUUGAUAUCACUAAAUGAAGAUGAUGGUGAACCAGUUGCCAUGGAGAUAAGUGACAAAUACUUUGUUGUUGCAACAUCAACAGGAUUCAUCAAGGUGUAUGACAUUUCAAGAAGAGAGGCCAAACCACACUGUCCUCCAAAAAACUUUGCAGAAAUUAUUCCAGACCUCAGAGUCAUCAAAUCUGCCAAGUCAAACAGCAAUGGUACAAGAAUAUUUGUUAUAGUUGAAAAGACUGAUGGUACCAUAGACUCUAAACUCUACCUAUGGGAUGUUGAUAUGGAUACUAUCCAGUACUUCGAUUUUGCGACUGGACAAGGAGACCAAGACGAUGUUAUGCUUACUAAUGGAGAAGAUAUGAAUGAUGUUGAAAGGGGGAGAGUAGAGGCAGCCCAAGAUGUUGCAGGUAGAUAUCCAGUGAGUGCAUUCUGGGAUCCUACAGAACCUAAGCUGAUCGUCUGUGAAGCCAGGCUGGCCUUGGACAGUGAGAACAUAUCAUUCUUAAAGAAGAAACCUUCCUUGAAUACCCUUUCUAAUCUACCUGCUGAGAAGAUGGUGGUGUCCCUCUUCAGCACCCUUGACCACGGUGUCAUGCUACAGGGUGGCAUUGCUCUCCACACAGCUUACGACAGUCUACUCGGGGCUGGUGUCCCAUACUUAUACUUUGUGAAGAAGUCUGGGGAGAAGCUAGAUGAUGAUGUUGAUAGUCUCGCAUCAGAAUCUCCGGUAGCUCGCAAAGUUAUGCGAGACUUUGUUGGCUUAGAAGACAGUGACAAAAAAUCUCGUGAGGCCAUGAUGAAUUUCAGUUUCUAUCUCACAAUUGGAAAUAUGGAUGAAGCAUUUAAAGCAAUCAAGCUGAUUAAAAGUGAAUCGGUGUGGGAGAAUAUGGCAAUGAUGUGCGUGAAGACACGAAGGUUAGACGUAGCUAAAGUGUGCCUUGGGAACAUGGGGCAUGCCAGAGGAGCGAGGGCGCUCAGGGAGGCUGAGAAAGAGCCCGAGUUAGAUGCUCGUGUAGCUAUGCUAGCAAUCCAGUUGGGCUUACUGGAGGAUGCUGAAAGAUUGUACAAAAACUGUGGUCGUUACGACUUACUGAACCAGUUCUACCAGGCCAGUGGACAGUGGGCUAAGGCCAUGGAGACAGCUGAGCUGCAUGAUCGUAUUCAUCUACGUACAACGUACUACAACUACGCCAAGCACCUGGAGUCAAAGGGAGAUAUGAAUGGCGCUAUACCGAAUUAUGAGAAAUCAGAUACCCAUCGGUUUGAAAUACCCAGAAUGCUAUUUGAUGAACCCCAGGCACUGAAGGCCUAUAUUAUGAAAACAAAAGACAAAUCAUUGAAGAAGUGGUGGGCACAGUACAUGGAGAGCACUAGUGAGAUGGACUCUGCAUUGCAAUUUUAUGAGAUGGCUCAGGACUACCUGUCUCUUGUCAGGGUUUACUGCUAUUGUAACAACUUGGAAAAGGCAUCUGAGAUUGCUAGCCAGACAGGGGACAGGGCAGCUUGUUAUCACCUGGCAAGACAGUAUGAGAAUGUGGAGGACUACAAAGCAUCAAUCCAUUUUUUCACACGUGCACAAGCUUACAGUCAGGCGAUUCGGCUAUGCAAGGAGAACAACAUGGAGGACCAGUUAAUGAAUCUUGCGUUGAUGAGCAACUCAACAGACAUGAUAGAUGCCGCCCAAUACUAUGAAAGUAACCCUCAAACCAUGGAUAAGGCAGUAAUGUUGUAUCAUAAGGGUGGCCAUUUUUCCAAGGCCCUAGAGCUUGCUUUUGAUACUCAACAAUUUGCUGCCCUACAACUGAUUGCUGAGGAUUUAGAUGAAAAGACUGAUCCUAUCCUACUCAAUCGCUGUGCUGACUUCUUCAUGGAACAUGGACAGUACGAUAAGGCCGUUGAUUUGCUGGUUGUAGCAAAGAAGUUUGGUGAAGCUCUUGAUAUUUGUAUGCAACAAGGGGUCAACAUCAAUGAAAAACUAGCUGAGAAAAUGACCAUCUCUAAAGAUGACCCCAACGGUGAAAUGCGGAUAAGGCUUCUUGAAAAGGUUGCCGACAUCUGUUUCCAGCAGGGGUCAUAUCACCUGGCCACCAAGAAGUAUACACAGGCAGGGAAUAAAGCAAAGGCCAUGAAAUCGCUGUUAAAGUCGGGCGAUACAGAGAAGAUAAUCUUCUUUGCGGGUGUAUCACGACAGAAGGAGAUUUACGUGAUGGCAGCAAACUACCUGCAGUCGCUGGAUUGGCGUAAAGAUCCUGAGAUUAUGAAGAACAUUAUUGGAUUCUACACUAGAGGGCGGGCUUUGGAUUCUUUGUCAGGAUUUUAUGACGCCUGUGCUCAGGUGGAGAUUGAUGAGUAUCAGAACUAUGAUAAAGCCCUGGGAGCACUAAGCGAGGCUUACAAGUGCUUGAGUAAGGCUAAAUUAAAGAAUACUUCACAGCAAGAAGAAAAGCUUGCAGCUCUCAAACAUCGCAUCAACCUCGUCAAGAAAUUUGUACAGGCUAGACGAGUGUAUGAUGAGGAACCAGAGGAAGCCAUGAAGCAAUGUCAAGUGCUGCUGGAGGAGCAUGAUCUGGAUAGUGCUGUAAGAGUUGGUGAUGUCUAUGGCAUGAUGAUAGAGCACUAUGCCAGGCAAGAGAGCUUCAAGAAGGCGUAUGCCUGCAUGGAAGAAAUGCGAAGUCGUAUACCAACCGUAAACAUGGCGUUCUAUGUGAACAUGCGUACAAUAGAAGCGAUUCAUCGCGCGCUGGACAUCCCACUCGGUAGAGGGAUGGGAGCAGAGAAGAAAGACGAAGAUGAUGGUGAUGAAGUUGAGGAGGAAGUUCAAGAGGAGUAUGAUGAAGAUAACGGCUAUUGCUGAGGGGUCACUCAAUUUAUCAGUUAUCGAUCAUCCUUUUGGUUUUUAUUUAUCAGAACUGACAUUAAAUCAAAUUAAAUUGAUUUAACAUUUCAUUUCAUUAUUUAUUGGUAUGUUUCAUGUUAAAACCAACCGUUUACAGAUGUAUACAGUACAGUAUUUACAAGUUGUUGCUGGCCAAUAGAAUAGCUGUUUGAGUUUGAUAUAAAUUUUAUGAUGAAAUGAGACUACUUAGAUAAUACAGUAUUUCCGUAUGUAUGAGAUGAGUAUUACUGUUUAUUAGUAUGGAGGUAUAAUGAUUUAUUGGUAACCAGUGUGCACUGAACCAUGAAAUAUUUUGCCUCUACUUUCACAUCAUGACCAUAUAUAGUUUAUAUAAUUAUAUAUAAUUUAUCUGUGGCUUGCCCAGUAGAUAACAUAAAUGCUAUUGUCUCUCUGCUUGUUACAAGUUAGUGUUAGAUUAUUAUUUUUAUUAAAAAAAAUAUCCUCUGGAUCACCGUAUCACCUUGAAAAUGUACCUUGAUAUAAAAAAAAUCCAUCGAAAUGAAGUUAUAACUUAGAAUUAUGUUUAUAUCACUUAUCUAGACUCAUGAAAGAGUUUUGUCCCUAAACCUUGAGGGUGUUAAAUGAUGUUUUUGCAGAACAAUGUUUUUUUUUGGGCUGCAAUUAAUAUGCCUUUGUAAAAUGAAUCCUGCCUGUGUGCCAACAAAAAUGUACUGUAAGAAGUCAGUUUUUAAUAACUUAUAAGUACAGUAACUUUUAAUUUCAUCUUUGUAUAUUUAUAUUAAUCUAAUUUAUAAUUUACAUUCCAAAUUCAAAUUACUGAAAUAUUAUUCACCUUGAAAAAUACACUGAAAAUCUACACCUUGGAUGAUCUUAUACACUUCAACUCUCCCAACAAUGACAGUGCAAGAGAUUACCAUAUGAUUGGUAUGGGUUCGAAAUUCAAGAUCCCUGACAGAGGCCACACCCACCCAGUGGCGGCACCAGCGGACAGACCAUAAAAAAAAUAUAAAAAUUGGCCCACACCAAGCCAACCCAUGUCUGUCACAGUCUGAGAGUGCCAUUUCCAGCCAUCCAGAGGUUGCUAUUCUUUAAAAAAAAUCUCAUUUGGGAGGGAGAACCCUCUGUCAACCCCUUCUCCUUGCUCAGGCUUACGAUCUCAA
This is a messenger RNA of Anneissia japonica, 5865 nucleotides long. RefSeq names its product intraflagellar transport protein 140 homolog. The coding region runs from base 308 to 4702 and encodes 1464 amino acids. The transcript is spliced from 31 exons. Gene Ontology annotation, molecular function: protein binding. The record is from RefSeq and is a predicted model, not a curated record. Gene Ontology annotation, cellular component: ciliary basal body; axoneme; intraciliary transport particle A. Lineage: Eukaryota; Metazoa; Echinodermata; Crinoidea; Comatulida; Comatulidae. Gene Ontology annotation, biological process: intraciliary retrograde transport.